Episyrphus balteatus (marmalade hoverfly) is the source of this 1496-nucleotide messenger RNA. RefSeq names its product actin-like protein 6B (gene Bap55). Bases 145 to 1425 code for a protein of 426 amino acids. The transcript is spliced from 2 exons. Gene Ontology annotation, molecular function: chromatin binding. NCBI's taxonomy places the organism in Eukaryota, Metazoa, Arthropoda, Insecta, Diptera, Syrphidae. Gene Ontology annotation, cellular component: NuA4 histone acetyltransferase complex; SWI/SNF complex. The record is from RefSeq and is a predicted model, not a curated record. Gene Ontology annotation, biological process: regulation of transcription by RNA polymerase II; nervous system development.
AAAUUUUGACAGUUCACAAAAAUUUUUGCAAGCCGUUGUUGGACGCUUUUAUUUUUCUUUCCUUCAGCAACAAAAAUAAUUAACAAAAAAAAUCAUAAAAAUCUAAUAAACUAAAUCAAAAAACAAAACAAUUUCUCUUUAAAAAUGAGUGCUGGUAAUAUGUUAUAUGGUGGUGAUGAAAUUGGAGCUCUAGUCUUCGAUCCAGGCCAUCAUUCACUUCGUGUCGGCUAUGCCCAAGAAGACACACCAAAAGCCGAAAUUCCAUCUGUUGUCGGCGUUGGCCCUGAAGAUCCAGAAACAUCAACUGAUUUAGAAACAAAAAGUGAUAAUAAUAUCACUCAAAAUAAUAGCGAUGCUAGAAAAUACUAUGUUGACACCACUUACGUCAACGUCCCACGAGCUAAUAUGGAAAUUCAAACUUACAUGAAAGAUGGCAUGAUUGACAAUUGGGAUCUAUUUGAAAAAGUCAUUGAUUACACUUAUUCCAAGGUCAUUCAAUCUGAACCCGAAUAUCAUCCGGUUUUGUUCUCAGAAGCUUCCUGGAACGUUCGCAACAAUCGCGAGAAACUUACCGAACUAAUGUUUGAGAAAUACAAUGUUCCAGCAUUCUUUUUAGUAAAGAAUGCUGUUCUAGCUGCUUUUGCAAGUGGGCGGGCUUCAGCUCUCGUUGUGGACAGUGGAGCAACUCACACUUCGGCUGUUCCAGUUCACGAGGGAUUCGUUCUAUCCCAGGCUGUUGUCAAGUCUCCAUUAGGUGGAGACUACCUGUCUCUACAAUGUCGACAAUACUUGGAAGCUCAAGGAAUCGAUCUUACUCCAGUUUAUAAAAUCGCUGCCAAAGAUGUGGUCAAGGAGCGUGACAAUGCUCGUUGCACUUUGCGCAAGCUCCCAGACAAUCUGACUCAAUCUUGGCAGAAUUACAUGCAAAAGAGUUUACUGCAAGAUUUCCAAAUGAAUAUUUUACAAGUCUUGGAGAAUCCUUACGAUGAGCGAGUGGCUGCUCAGAUUCCCUCAGUUCACUACGAAUUCCCUAAUGGCUACCAUCAGGAAUUCAGCUCUGAAAGAUUCAAGUUGGCUGAGAGCCUAUUCGAUCACACUAUGCUGGGAGCCGGUCAAUUGGCUUCGACAAGUGUGGGAAUGUGCGAUGCUGAUGUUAGACUAUCGCUUUUUGGUUCUGUUGUCGUCACUGGCGGGAAUACUCUUCUCCAGGGCUUCCCAGAACGUCUAAAUAGAGACCUCCAGCACCGAGCACCAUCCAAUACUCGAUUAAAGAUGAUCUCGGCAAAUGGCAGUGUGGAACGUAGAUUUGGAGCUUGGAUUGGAGGAUCGAUUCUAGCAAGCAUAGGAACAUUCCAACAGAUGUGGAUUUCGUCGCAAGAGUAUGAGGAAUCUGGCAAGAGUCAAGUCGAGCGCAAAUGCCCUUAAAUUUAUGUAACUUUUCCCAUUUAACAAAAUUUAUUUCUUAAAAAUUAAAAUAUAAACCCAUUUUUGUGUAA